Messenger RNA from Phacochoerus africanus (Common warthog), 1864 nucleotides. RefSeq names its product acyl-coenzyme A thioesterase 1. Lineage: Eukaryota; Metazoa; Chordata; Mammalia; Artiodactyla; Suidae. Gene Ontology annotation, biological process: acyl-CoA metabolic process; fatty acid metabolic process. The transcript is spliced from 3 exons. The coding region runs from base 47 to 1441 and encodes 464 amino acids. The record is from RefSeq and is a predicted model, not a curated record. Gene Ontology annotation, molecular function: fatty acyl-CoA hydrolase activity.
UUUCGUAGGCUCUUCAAUAGAUCCCAGAUCUGAAAUAAGGCACAAAAUGAUGGUCUCGUAUCUGGCUCUCCUGCGAGCGACGAGACUUUACCAAGUGGGCCAUACGAGCUGCGGACAGUUGGUAGGGCUUCCAAAACUAAGGACCGCUAACCCAAUCUCUUGGACCCCAUUCCGGAUGGCGGCGACCGUGACGCUGGAGCCCGCGGGCCGUUGCUGCUGGGACGAGCCGGUGCGCAUCGCUGUGCGCGGCCUGGCCCCAGAGCAGCCGGUCACGCUGCGCGCGUCCCUGCGCGACGAGAAGGGCGCGCUCUUCAGGGCCCACGCGCGCUACUGCGCCGACGCCGACGGCCAGCUGGACCUGGCGCGCGCGCCCGCGCUGGGCGGCAGCUUCGUGGGGCUCGAGCCCAUGGGGCUCUUCUGGGCUCUGGAGCCCGAGAAGCCUUUGCUACGGCUGGUGAAGCGGGACGUGCAGACGCCCUUCGCCGUGGAGCUGGAGGUGUUCGAGGGCCACGAGCCCGAGGGCGGGCGGCUCCUGGGCCGGGCUGUGCACGAGCGCGACUUCCUGCCGCCCGGGGUUCGGCGGGAGCCGGUGCGCGCGGGCCGGGUGCGCGCCACGCUUUUCCUGCCUCCAGAUCCUGGCCCCUUUCCUGGGAUCGUGGACCUUUUUGGAGCUGGAGGGGGCCUUCCGGAAUACCGAGCCAGUCUGCUGGCUGGGAAGGGUUUUGCUGUGAUGGCGCUGGCUUAUCAUAACUAUGAAGACCUCCCCAAAGGCAUAGAGAAUGUCCACCUGGAGUACUUUGAAGAAGCUCUGAACUACUUACUUAGUCACCCUCAGGUGAAGGGUCCAGGAGUCGGGCUGCUUGGGAUUUCCAAAGGCGGUGAACUCUGCCUCUCCAUGGCCUCCUUCCUGAAGAGCAUCACCGCCACCGUGGUAAUCAAUGCCUCUGUGGCCAACAUCGGGGGAACCUUGCACUACAAGGGUGAGACCCUGCCCCCUCUGGGCACCAACCUAAGUCGAAUCAACGUGACCAAAGAUGGCUUUGCAGACAUUUUGCAUGUCCUCAACAGCCCUUUGGAGGGACCUGACCAGAAGAGUUUCAUUCCUGUGGAAAGGGCUGAGAGUGCCUUCCUGUUCCUUGUGGGUCAGGAUGACCACAACUGGAAGAGUGAGUUCUAUGCUAAUGAGGCCUCUAAGCGCUUGCAGGCCCAUGGGAAGGAGAAGCCCCAGAUCAUCUGCUACCCAAGGGCGGGACACUAUAUUGAGCCUCCUUACUUCCCCCUGUGCCGGGCUUCUCUGCACGUCUUGGUGGGCCGCUCUGUCAUCUGGGGAGGGGAGCCCAGGGCUCAUGCCAUGGCCCAGGUGGAUGCCUGGCAGCAGCUCCAGACUUUCUUCCACAAACACUUGGGCGGGGAGAAGGGGACGAUCCCAGCAAAACUGUGAUUGGGUCGCAUCUGAUUGGGUGGCAUCCCUGAUGCUAAUCUCUCCUGGGAACAGCUGCCAGAAGUUGUGUAUCCGUAUGUGUAGUUUUUUUUUCUCUUCAAUAAUUACUUAAGAGUUCUUCCCCCUUCACUGUUAGAGUGAACAUACCAAGAAGUUUUCAAGAUUUUUAUAAUUACAUACUUUUUCAGUUGUUUGAGGGGAGAGUGAUGCUCUAGAAAACAUAAGAGAUGGAGAAAGCAUACCUUUUAGUAUCUAACAACAUCCACCUGACAAAGCUAUAGCCCUGAAAGGAAAAGAGCAAUACCUGACUAACAGUGCCUGGUACACGACUGCUGCUCAGUAGCAAUUUGUUGUGUUACUUAUUAUUAUAUUUGAGUAUGUAUAAUAACUAAUAAACGUUAUCUACUGUGGAAAAAAAGCAUA